AUGAAUGUAAAUAGGAUGUACUCGAAACAGAGCGACAUUAUGUAUUUGCAGUCGAGGAGGAAUGUCACCCAGUAUUAUGUGCUGUCACUACUUUCUGAUUUUAUAAAAACUAUGUUGCUUUUGUUUGAUAGGUUAGCGUUUUAUUUUACCAUUUCCAUUGCAUUGCUCAUGAUGCUUUUUGGCUAUGUAGGUGUCAUAUCAGAAAAGCCCAUUGCUCUACAUGGAAUGCUGUACAUAGGGACCGUUUAUUUGGACAUUUUGUUGAAUUUUUUAAUUGCCUUAGUUUUUAUUUCAAAUUUAGUUGGAAUGUCCAUGUGGAACGUGUCGUACAUGGCUAUAUUUAUUGAAGACCGUAAUUUUUAUUAUUCCAUUAUGAGCAUGAUUAUUGGCCUUAGUUUCCUUUCUAUUGUUUUUAAUAUAUGUGUCUUAUAUUACACGCAAAGAUUUAAAACGUUGGUAACGACUAUAGAAAACGAAGCCAAAAAUGCAGGAACAAAUGAUAGGUCACAUGUAAGGUCCAAUUUAAGUUCAUCUACCAAAGGGAGCAACAGUGCACGAGGAAAUGCGAACAUAAGGGUAAAUGUCCAAGGAAAUAUUGAUACAAUCGGGAAAACGCACACAAAGCGGAAGAUCUAUAUCCACGGGAAUGUGUUCUCCCCAGGAAGGGUACCCAUAGGAGGGAAUUCCCCCAGAGAAGGAAACGCGCUCGCACCAUGGAAUGCGCCGUCAAACGGAAAUGGGAACAAAAGCGGAAAGACACAAAGACUUGGAAGCAUAAGCAGAAAAGAAAAGGAAAAAUCAACAACGAGUGGGGAAAAAAUAAGCAUUACGAUUGAUGAGAACAAUGGACUAAGAGGCAAACCUUUGGGGGGCGCAUACACAUUUGGAAAGACAUCCUUUAAUGUUUCCAAGAUGGUAUCUGCCCUGGAUGGAGAGACUAAAAUAAACGAUAUGCUAGAAGAUAAUGCAAAGAAAAAACUGAACAUGGAAAAAAAAAUUACACCUGGAUUAGACAAGGAGCAACAAAGCCUUGAGUCGAGGAAGAAUAAAUUUGUCAAUGGUGAUACUGCCCCAAUGAAAGUAGAAAUUAUCAAAGAAGAAGUAAAAUAA
Messenger RNA from Plasmodium knowlesi strain H, 1110 nucleotides. RefSeq names its product conserved Plasmodium protein, unknown function. The transcript has a single exon. The coding region runs from base 1 to 1110 and encodes 369 amino acids. The record is from RefSeq and is a predicted model, not a curated record. NCBI's taxonomy places the organism in Eukaryota, Apicomplexa, Aconoidasida, Haemosporida, Plasmodiidae.